AUGCUAUUUCUGAAUACGCCUGACGUGGAAGGUCUUCCUCUAUUUCUGGAAGAAGACCUUCGGACGUCGGCAGUUGCACCGUUUGCCGCCUCGUUCAUUCUCUAUUCUCCCACUCUUUUUCUCCCUUUUCCCUCCACCACCCGCUUGCAGAAGCAGCUCGUGUACCGCAAGGCCUUGCAGGCGCUCGUCUAUCCCAUCUCGACGAACACGCCGCACAACUUCCAGGUCUUCAACGCCACCAGCCCCACCUACUGCUACGAGUGCGAGGGUCUGCUCUGGGGCGUCGCGCGUCAGGGCCUGCGCUGCACCGAGUGCGGCGUCCGCUGCCACGAGAAGUGCAAACGCCUCCUCAACGCCGACUGCCUUCAGCGUAUCCACACUCGUCUGUCAUCUAAGACCUCUCUGCUCUCGGACACGCCUCAGCUCAUGGCCACCAACUUCGUCGGAUCGUCUUCCCGGUACCGAGGCUUUCGACUGUCGCCAGGCAACAGAAAACGCAUAACUGCAACCGGUCCCUCCAAGUCUUAA
Protopolystoma xenopodis is the source of this 528-nucleotide messenger RNA. The record is from the annotation of a GenBank genome assembly. NCBI's taxonomy places the organism in Eukaryota, Metazoa, Platyhelminthes, Monogenea, Polystomatidea, Polystomatidae.